Messenger RNA from Solanum pennellii, 513 nucleotides. Its product is annotated as cytochrome c oxidase-assembly factor COX23, mitochondrial. The transcript is spliced from 3 exons. The record is from RefSeq and is a predicted model, not a curated record. Lineage: Eukaryota; Viridiplantae; Streptophyta; Magnoliopsida; Solanales; Solanaceae. Bases 63 to 281 code for a protein of 72 amino acids.
AGAAAAUACCCAAUUGAAUCCAAAGAAGUUGCAGACCAGAAAUUGGAAAAAAUUAGGGCAAGAUGGCAAAUUCGAAAAUUCAAACACCGGCGUAUCCAAGUGCAGCAAAACUUGCUGAUUCCGAUUGUUAUCCUCAAUACACUGCUUCGCUCAAAUGUUUGGAACAAUUUAGCUCAGAGAAGAGCAAAUGCCAAGAACAUUUCGAUGUUUACAAGGAAUGCAAGAAAAAGGAGAGGGAAGCUCGGCUAGAGCGCAAUCGAAGUCGGUCUUUAUUCUCAUGAGUCAUAAGAGAUUGAAGUCUAUACUGCUAUCAUUAUGAACUAUUUAUAAGGCUAAUAACACUUUCAUGUAACUUAUUCCAAGAAGCAACUAUAAUGUAGAUCCUUCAUGUUAGAAUCAAUGUGAUCGUGUAUGUUGUGGCCUUUUGGCUCGUUUUUGGUUAUAGUUUUAUUAAUUUGCAAUAAAUGAUGAGGGAUUGCAUUGAAGAUAUUUGAAUGUUGAUUUACAGGGAGU